Molecule: messenger RNA, 1371 nt
Organism: Botrytis cinerea B05.10
Lineage: Eukaryota; Fungi; Ascomycota; Leotiomycetes; Helotiales; Sclerotiniaceae
Exons: 1
Coding region: 183-1250 (355 amino acids)
Biological process (GO): regulation of transcription by RNA polymerase II
Molecular function (GO): DNA-binding transcription factor activity, RNA polymerase II-specific
Source: RefSeq, a predicted model, not a curated record
GCGAUGAAACUAAACCGACAUGUUCGAAUUGUUCGAGGCAUAGCAUACAAUGUGAAUACUUACUCUUGCCUCUCAACAAUCCCGCGCUUUCAGUACUUCCCACAAAGAAGUUACCUCUUCCCACUACCGCGACAGUCACAGGACGGAAUGCUUAUUUCUCGCGUCCUGUGCCACGCAAUCCCAUGUCUUUCUAUUUUCCAACCUCCAUUGCCACUACCGUCUCAGGAGUAGACGAAGCACUCGAGUUCCGUUUAUUUCAACACUUUGUAAAUAUCACCGAUGUUCCUCAAUUAUUUUCUGCAUGCAACAUAUCGCUAUGGAUCAUUCAGCUCGCUUGUCGUCAUCGUUCAGUAAUGGAAGCUUUACUGGGCGUUUCUGCAUUUCAUCUCCGGAGUUCAUUUUCAUCCUCCUCUUCCGCUUUUCCCACCAGUACAAUCCCUGAAAGUAAAUCGGAGAGAGAAGUGAUAAAAGCAAGUCAUCAUUACAUGGGAUUGGCUAUUGCUACACAUCGAAAAUUAAUCAUCGAGGAGGGUGUUACGGAGAAGACAGCCGAUGUAAUUCUGGGAUCUUGUUUAUUUAUCACAUAUCAUUCCACCGGAAGCCAGAAAUUUCUAAAUCAAGCUCAUAACUCAGUACUGUCGUGCAACAGCGAUAUAGAAAGACACAGGGAAUUAUGUAGAGUACCACUUCAUUGGUUCGUCCCCAUGAAAAGUCUCAAAGAUAUGAUAAAUCUAGCUGCAACAUACGUCCAGAACGAAGGCAUGAGAACGCUCUUAGAAUGGGAGGAAGCUAAUUUUCGGGUCAUUCUACAAAAUGAAACUUCGCCGGAUCCUGAUAAUGAAUAUCCUACGACAUUCAAUUUUCUCCUUGACGAUUUACCGCUCGAUGCUCCGGAUUAUAAAACCUAUGUUCUUUGCACCAAGUAUCUGAAUCUCCUCAGUGGAGGCGAAGUCACUAAAUUCAUUCUCAAAUUCCCGGCAUUGGUACCCCCGAGAUUCGUGGAGUUGUUAAGGGAGAAAGAUAUGAGGAUGAUGGGUAUAGUGGGAUAUUUUUUGAUGUUGCUGAGGAGAGCAGAUCAUGAAAAACAUCUGUGGUGGAUGGCAGGAGCGGUAGAAAAUGAUUGGGAGGGAAUGAAAUAUGCAUAUGAAAGUGAUGAGGUGUGGAAUAGGAGGAUGGAGUGGGCUAGGAGAGAGAUCGAGGGUGGGGAGUUUAUAGACUUUGUGGUUGGUAAGGCUUUGGCUCGACGGUAGAGUGUCGAUGUGAGCUUUUUGGCUUUUAUAUUUAGACUUUUCGAGUCUGCCAGUAAUAGUCGGCGGCUUGGAAGAGCUGACUGUUGGUUCAAAUGAUGAGUUCCACAUCACAUGAUAGUCA